AAAACAUUCAAAAUAUAUAGAGCAAAAGGGAAAAACCUCGCAAAAACCCCCCACCCGUGACCCGUCCCGUUCCCCUCCCGCAACCGGCGAUCCCAACUUCCGGCGGCGGCGGCGGCGGCGGCAGCGGCAGCGGCGGCGAAGAUGAUCAUCCCGGUGCGCUGCUUCACCUGCGGCAAGGUGAUCGGGGACAAGUGGGACAUGCACCUCGACCUCCUCCAGUCGGACUACACCGAGGGGGACGCUCUGGAUUUUUUGAACUUAGUCCGCUACUGCUGUAGGCGAAUGUUGAUGACCCAUGUCGACCUCAUCGAGAAGCUCCUCAACUACAACACGCUGGAGAAGACCGACGCUGCCAGUUAAGCGAACCUGGCAUGCCCGAAUGCUGGUCCGUGGUACCUAGAACCCUUCAAUGGAGUGUUAUGAUGUGUGUUAAUACAAUGUGUAUGGAGUCUGUACAUACUUAAAUGAUGUUCUCUCUAUCCCAUGCUCUAUCUGCUGAUGAGUGUAUUUGGAAGGUCAUCCUAACUCCAAGUUGACCAGGGAUCUGCCUUGUGCUGCUUGCUAUGUGACAAUUUCUGAACAACUGGAAGAGUCAUGGGCGUACUAAUUGACAUGCCGUUUUACCUUAUGUGCCAAAUUUUCCAUGGUUAUAUAUAAUAUCUUCCCCUGAAA
This is a messenger RNA of Panicum virgatum (switchgrass), 672 nucleotides long. RefSeq names its product DNA-directed RNA polymerases I, II, and III subunit RPABC5-like. Gene Ontology annotation, biological process: transcription by RNA polymerase I; transcription by RNA polymerase II; tRNA transcription by RNA polymerase III. The record is from RefSeq and is a predicted model, not a curated record. Bases 142 to 360 code for a protein of 72 amino acids. The transcript is spliced from 4 exons. Gene Ontology annotation, molecular function: zinc ion binding; DNA-directed RNA polymerase activity; DNA binding. Gene Ontology annotation, cellular component: RNA polymerase II, core complex; RNA polymerase III complex; RNA polymerase I complex. NCBI's taxonomy places the organism in Eukaryota, Viridiplantae, Streptophyta, Magnoliopsida, Poales, Poaceae.